GGGCUGGCGGCGGCAGGCUCAGGAGGAGUGGCGGUGGCGGGGCGCUCUGCGGCUGGUCGGACACGGCGGAUCCGGCCAUCCGAGGCUCCGCGGGUAGCGGAGCGGGCCCUCCCACUGUGCACCGAGGCACGUGAAGAAAAGGCAAUGUCUGCCAACUUAAAGUACCUUUCUUUGGGAAUCCUAGUCUUCCAGACUACCAGCUUGGUUCUCACUAUGCGUUAUUCGAGGACUUUGAAAGAAGAUGGGCCUCGUUAUUUGUCAUCUACUGCAGUAGUCAUUGCGGAACUUUUGAAGAUCAUUGCCUGCAUUUUGUUAGUCUACAAAGAUAGCAAAUGCAGUCUGCGAGCAUUGAAUAGAGUAUUACAUGAUGAGAUUCUAAACAAGCCUAUGGAAACACUUAAGCUUGCUAUUCCAUCAGGAAUAUAUACUCUUCAGAAUAAUUUACUCUAUGUAGCAUUAUCAAAUCUAGAUGCAGCUACUUAUCAGGUCACUUAUCAAUUAAAAAUUCUUACAACAGCAUUAUUUUCUGUGUCCAUGCUUAGUAAAAAAUUAGGUUUGUAUCAGUGGCUCUCUCUAAUGAUUUUAAUGGCUGGCGUCACUUUUGUACAGUGGCCCUCAGAUUCUCAAGAAUCAGCUUCUAAAGAACUCUCAGCAGGCUCUCAAUUUGUAGGUCUGAUGGCAGUUCUUACUGCUUGUUUUUCAAGUGGCUUUGCGGGAGUUUAUUUUGAGAAAAUUUUAAAAGAAACCAAGCAAUCUGUGUGGAUUAGAAACAUUCAACUUGGUGCUUUUGGGAGCAUAUUCGGAUUAAUGGGUGUUUACAUUUAUGAUGGAGAAUUAGUAUCAAAGAAUGGAUUUUUUCAGGGAUAUAACAAACUGACCUGGAUAGUUGUUGUUCUGCAGGCACUUGGAGGCCUUGUCAUAGCUGCUGUUAUUAAGUAUGCAGAUAAUAUUUUAAAAGGAUUUGCAACAUCUUUAUCUAUAAUAUUAUCAACAUUAAUAUCCUAUUUUUGGCUGCAAGAUUUUGUUCCAACUAGUGUCUUUUUCCUUGGAGCCAUCCUUGUAAUAGCAGCUACUUUCCUAUAUGGCUAUGAUCCCAAACCUUCAGGAAAUCCUACUAAGGCCUAGUUAUUUUUUGAAACUUGAUUCUCAGGAUCAUAUAUUAAGAUCUUCAAACAUCAUUUGUACAUGGAGAAUGUCAGCAUAAUUUCUGUGAGAGAUCAUCAAACUGAGUCUGAUCAUGAUUGUUUAAAUGAUUUGAAGUUUAAAGAGUUUUGAAACCAUAAGAAGUUUGUUACAGGUGGAAGUGAAAUAUCCAGUGCAUCCAAAAGCAAAAACUCGAAAGAAACAACUAAAAUUAAGAAUGUUUACAACUUGAACUCUGAAGUUAAUGAAAAAGAUUUUUAUAAUUUUGAUUGCUGCAGAAAUGUCCUAUGCACUCUUUGCAAGAGCACAUGAAAACAUUUGUCAAAUAUCAAUUUUUGCAAAUGAAAUCUAUUUAAUCUUAGUAAAUGUUUUUAAUUUGUGUGUAGAUAGAUUACACUGAAUAUAAUUCAUCAUUCUGUAAGAAAGAUCAUAAUUCACUAUUUCUUAUUCAAGCUGUGAAGAAAUUGAAGUAUGAUUUGAAAAUUUUUUUUCAUAUAUCCAAGAUUUUUAUAUUUAUA
Messenger RNA from Gracilinanus agilis (Agile Gracile Mouse Opossum), 1661 nucleotides. It is a transcript of the gene SLC35A3, whose product is annotated as solute carrier family 35 member A3. NCBI's taxonomy places the organism in Eukaryota, Metazoa, Chordata, Mammalia, Didelphimorphia, Didelphidae. Gene Ontology annotation, molecular function: UDP-galactose transmembrane transporter activity. Bases 145 to 1125 code for a protein of 326 amino acids. The transcript is spliced from 8 exons. Gene Ontology annotation, biological process: pyrimidine nucleotide-sugar transmembrane transport. The record is from RefSeq and is a predicted model, not a curated record. Gene Ontology annotation, cellular component: Golgi membrane.